AUGGCAUUCCUAUUUGGACGCAACAGACAGCGGGGCAAUGCGGAGCUGGUAAAGUCCACAAAGGAGCUCAUGCAGAAGUUGUUGCAGGAGGAGAAACCGUCUUCUAGACUGGAGGAAGACCUGGCAAGAAAUCUGGCACAAAUGAAAACUACACUUCAAGGCACGCCAGAGACUGAAGUCAGCCCCGAGCAAGUCUAUCAGCUCGUAAACCUGCUUCUGCAGGAGGACCUCCUGCUCCUGCUCGCCAAGGAAGUGCAUAGACUGCCAUUCGAGGCCCGCAAAGACACCCAAGUCAUACUCUCAAACGCUUUCCGCUACAAGCACUCUGGCAAUAACGCUGCGGAACCCCUGGCACUUCACCACAUAAUAUCGAACCGGCCGGAGAUAAUAAUAGCACUGUGCAAUGGCUACGAGCGGAGGGAGAGUGCGAUGCCUUGCGGCGGCGUUCUACGAGAGGCAUUGAAGCAUGACGCUAUUGCUGCCCUGAUCCUCUACGACGAACCAGGCGCGCCUAGAGAUCUGCAAGCAAUCGACCCUUCUAUCCCAUCUUCAGGAGAGGGUGUGUUUUGGAGGUUCUUCGAAUGGAUCGACAAGGGCGCUUUCGAAGUCAGCGCCGAUGCUUUCAAUACUUUUAGGGAAAUUCUCACCAGGCACAAGCAAAUAGUCGCAACAUAUUUACAGACCAACUUUGACUCGUUCUUCGCAAAGUACAACACGGUUCUCGUCCAGUCGGAGAGCUAUGUUACGAAGAGGCAGUCCAUCAAGCUCUUGGGGGAAAUCCUGCUUGACCGUGCGAACUACAAUGUCAUGACGGCAUACGUCGAUUCUGGAGAGCAUCUGAAGAUCAUCAUGAAGCUGCUGCUCGACGACAGACGGAUGAUCAACUAUGAGGGCUUCCAUGUAUUCAAGGUUUUCGUAGCGAACCCAAACAAAUCCGCGGCGGUUCGACGCAUCCUGGUCAACAACCGGGCUCGACUCCUGCGAUUCUUGCCCACGUUUCUGGAUGACCGGACCGAAGACGAUCAGUUUACGGACGAGAAGAGCUUCCUCAUCAGGCAGAUUGAGCUCUUGCCCUCUUCAAAUCCGAUCUCACCGGCGCAGUGA
Coniosporium apollinis CBS 100218 is the source of this 1104-nucleotide messenger RNA. Its product is annotated as conidiophore development protein hymA. Gene Ontology annotation, molecular function: protein serine/threonine kinase activator activity. Bases 1 to 1104 code for a protein of 367 amino acids. Gene Ontology annotation, biological process: intracellular signal transduction. The transcript is spliced from 5 exons. NCBI's taxonomy places the organism in Eukaryota, Fungi, Ascomycota, Dothideomycetes. The record is from RefSeq and is a predicted model, not a curated record.